AUGCGUGGCGUAGAUAAGAUAACAGAGAAAAACGUCACUGGCGCAAUGAAAGACGUGAAGCGCGCUUUGUUAGACGCAGACGUGAACCUCCGUGUUGUCAACGCCCUUCUGAAACAGAUUAAGGCGCGGGCCGUCGGUGCUGAUGUCACCCCUGGCGUUGAACCUGGGCAGAUGCUUGUUAAAAUCAUGCACGAGGAGCUCACAAAGAUUAUGGGAAGUAAUCAAGCCCCUUUGGCGAAUCGCACGGACGGCGAACCAACUGUGGUGUUGUUGGCGGGUUUGCAGGGUGCCGGAAAGACUACUGCUGCUGCAAAGCUUGCGCUAUACUGUCUGAAAGAAGAACGGUCUGUUAUGAUGAUUGCGGCAGAUGUGUAUAGGCCCGCUGCUAUUGAUCAGUUGAAGACUCUCGGGAAGAGCAUUGAGGUUGACGUGUUUCAAAUGGGUACAGACGUUAAUCCCAGGGAGAUUGUGCGGAAGGGCCUUCAGGAGGGGAAGACCAGAAAGAUCAAUACCAUUAUUGUUGAUACUGCAGGAAGGCAGGUCAUCGAUGCAAAGCUGAUGAAGGAGCUCAAGGAUAUCAAAAGUGUGAGCAAAGCCGACGAAACUUUGUUAGUCGUCGAUGCUAUGACUGGUCAGGAGGCCGCUACAUUGACGCGCUCGUUUAACGACGAGGUUGGUAUUACAGGGGCUAUUCUCACCAAGCUCGACGGAGAUACACGUGGUGGUGCAGCUCUUUCUGUACAACAAGUUUCAGGGUCGCCUAUCAAAUUCAUAGGCGUUGGUGAGAAAGUUCAAAAGCUGGAACCGUUUUAUCCGGAAAGAAUGGCAUCCAGAAUCCUGGGAAUGGGGGAUGUUUUGACAAUUGUUGAAAAGGCGCAAGACGUUAUGGACGAAGCUGAAGCAGAGAAAAUGACUAGAAAGAUGAUGGAGAAUAAGUUCGACUUCAAUGAUUUCCUGAAGCAGACUAAGAUGCUUUCACAGAUGGGGUCGUUGGGGGGCUUGAUGAAGAUGAUGCCGGGUAUCGGCGGUCAAAUCAAUGAAAGCAAGUUGAAGGAAGCGGAGGUAAAGCUGAAAGUGGCUGAUAGCAUCAUUAAGUCGAUGACGAAGCAGGAGCGGGGCAACCCAGAGCUUUUGUACACAGCGCCAAGCUCUCGAAGCCGUGUAGAGCGCAUUGCGAAUGGAUCUGGAAGAUCACUUGCGCAAGCCAAAAACAUGAUAUCCGAUUUUCAAAAGAUGAGAACAAUGAUGCAGCGAAUGAGCAAGCAAAUGGUAGGUGGGCCCGAUGGGACGCCCGCUGAAGGCGCUCCAGGUAGUAAGAAUCGUGCCCAGCGUCGACGAAACGCAAAGAAGAAGGCCUUGCGAGGCGGCGAGAGGCGCGGAUUCGGCUAG
Molecule: messenger RNA, 1389 nt
Organism: Chondrus crispus (carragheen)
Lineage: Eukaryota; Rhodophyta; Florideophyceae; Gigartinales; Gigartinaceae
Product: signal recognition particle SRP54 homolog ffh
Exons: 1
Coding region: 1-1389 (462 amino acids)
Biological process (GO): SRP-dependent cotranslational protein targeting to membrane
Cellular component (GO): signal recognition particle
Molecular function (GO): ATP hydrolysis activity; GTPase activity; 7S RNA binding
Source: RefSeq, a predicted model, not a curated record